This is a messenger RNA of Haliotis rufescens (red abalone), 934 nucleotides long. RefSeq names its product protocadherin Fat 3-like. Bases 68 to 934 code for a protein of 288 amino acids. Lineage: Eukaryota; Metazoa; Mollusca; Gastropoda; Lepetellida; Haliotidae. Gene Ontology annotation, molecular function: calcium ion binding. The transcript has 9 exons. The record is from RefSeq and is a predicted model, not a curated record. Gene Ontology annotation, cellular component: membrane. Gene Ontology annotation, biological process: homophilic cell-cell adhesion.
GCAACCUGCAUAUGUCAGGGUUGACAUCUUGCCUCUGUGACGUUCAUGGAAGUCUGAUUUAAAAAAAAUGUUAUUUCUAUUAAUAAUUGGACUUGUGUUGCUGCCGUGCGAUGUGUACUGUGGAUUCUUCUGUGCCCAGUUCCGACCAGGGCGUUUCCGAGCGACGGUCUCCGAGUCAGCGCCGACAGGAACGGUGAUCGGGACAGCCAUCGCUGAAUCCAACAAUAACUCGUCAAUGUACAUCCUCGAAGGAGAUACAGACGUCAUCCACUACGACAAUACAACGGGCAACAUCGUCACUAAAAAAGCAGUGGGCGAAUUCAGGGGACAGACGCUCCAAUUGAAAGGAAAAUGUAACGAAUACAUCCCGACAUUGGUGUAUACCAUCACUCUUGAUGGGGUGAUUCAGGUGGAAGUUGAGGACGAGAACGACCCUCCCGUGUUCCUCAAUCUGCCCCACACCAUCAGCGUGCCAGAGGCAACCACUGCUGGCAGCAUCGUGUAUGUAGUUGACGCCGCCAAUCCCACGGACGUCGAUCCUUUCUUCAACAUCGAGAUCUAUAGUAUAGUCAACGUCACGGCGGUAGACAGAUCAGUGACCCUCGACAAUGUGUUCCUGAUCGACACCCUCGGCCGUGUCCGACUGGUCAACCCGCUGGACUACGAAGAGGGACACAGACAGCUGCACAUAGCGCUGCAGGUUAAGGACCAUGGCAACCCUCCAUUGACAGCCGAGUCAUAUCUCCACAUCUUCGUCAACGACAGUGACGAUCAGACUCCAAAGUUUCAACAUAAAGUCUACACGGCGUCUGUCAUUGGCGAGAAACCAGUGAUUGAAGAGUGCCACCCAACUCGUCCAGCACUGUUCGCAGAAGACCAGGAUCCGGUGAAGAAGUCCUUGGUUCGAUACAGCAUCAGAGAUGGUUUGGACUAA